AUGGCCUCCGGACUCAUUUUCGAUCCCCUUCAGCUACUCCGCGUUGCGCCAUUAGCUACCAGCACAGGAAGUCUUGUCCAUGCCCUGGUCGAGCUGUUCUCCAACUCGGCCUUCCUCCAUCCGUCUAUCCGGAAAUCCUCCGAUGCUGUCCUGCCGAAAUGGUACGCGUAUAUCUUCAAUCGCCAGAUCGUCUCCGUCCUUGCGCUUAAUCUAGCCACCAUCUCCGCCGGUGUAUCGAAUAUUCUGUUGAGUCGGUCGCGCAGCGCCCUGCCCCUGUCACGCACCACGUUCUACUGGGCCGGCGUUGCGGGUGCGGUGGCGCAUCUAUUCUUUGUGCCGUUUGUGGCGCCUCGGAUUCAACGUAUAGUCGAGGACAGCAACGAGAAUGGGGCAACGGUGGAGAUGGAGGAGUGGCUGGGAUUUCAUCGGAUCAGGAUGUUAGUUGCAGAUCUACCGGCGUGGUUGGCCUUUGCAGGAGCUGUCAUGUUCUGGAACGACAUGGCAGCCGGUUUGAGAUUUCAAAAUAAAGACUCCAGCUUGGAGUGGGGUGAGUCUGGACAGAAAUGUAUCGACGUGGGCUGUGCUCUGGCCCGACAUAUCCCACGCGGUCUGCUCUUGAUGGGGAAGCCGGGCUAUUUCAGAUUCGCGAUCGACAAUCCUAGUACUGAGCUGUUCAAGCCACCGAGUCAAAGACGAAUGAAGAUUGAGCUUGACGGGCCGCUUUCUUCCAAGCGUCGAGCCGGUCCCCGCGGAGACUGGUUGGCGUCCGUUGGCGCUGACCUGAAUGGAGCCCAGAUUGCUCAUGGGCUAUCCGCACACUGGUAUCUGUAUCUGUCACUUGUGAGCGCUCAAUCACCCAAGAUGGCUUCUAAUCGUCUGAUGGUCCUGAUGGAACAGGCGAGACAAGCUGCCACAUUUGAUCCGAUUAAAUUGACACAGAUAAUCUAUGAUGGAGAAGAGAAUGUGUCCUGCCGACGAGCGGCCUUCCAACGCGUCGAAUCGGCUCUGGAGCUGACAGAUGAUAUGAAGCUACCAAACAUCUACUCCGGACUGGACCGGACGGGACUGUAUCUGGAAGGGGUUCGUCGGGGGCGUGCAAUCAUCGAUGAUAUGAUCCUAUAUAAUCAUAAACAAUUUGAGAAUCUGACAGAGCGAUAUCAGCUCACCAACUCCACUCCAUUUGGCCUGAGCUUCCUCAUGUUUCGCAGAACAAUUGAGCUUCAGGGGACACUGGAACAGAAGGAACAUUGGCUCCCCCUGAUCGACCAGAUGAAGGUCAAUGGCUGCUACGUGCAGACGGAGCUGGGCCAUGGAAGUCACGUCCGUGGGAUCGAAACCACGGCCACAUUCGACCCGGACACAGACGAAUUUGUCAUUCACUCCCCUACCCUUACAGCGACCAAAUACUGGCCUGGCGGGCUGGGGCUCAGCUGCUCGCACGCGGUGGUGGCAGCGAAAUUGCUUAUCCGAGACAAAGACCAAGGUAUGCAUUGGUUCGUGGUGCAGAUCCGCUCCUUGGACGACUUCGCUCCGGCGCCUGGUAUCGAACUGGGGGAUGUGGGAAUAAAGAUGGCGUAUAACGGAACCUGUAACGGAUAUGCACGCUUCGAUCAUAUGCGAGUCCCACGCAGCAGUCUUUUGGCUGCACAUGCCCAGGUGCUCUCCGACGGGUCAUAUAUCCGGUCUGAUGAUAACGGUCAGCAUUUCUCGAAGCAGGUCUACUCCACCAUGCUCCAAGUACGACGGGUGAUCAUUGAAUGGGCAGCAUUUGGACUGGCACAGCCACUGACCGUGGCGACGCGAUACGCAGUGGUGCGGGAGCAGGGGGUACCAAUGUUCUCUGAUCCCAGAGCACCCGAGGUCGCGAUUGUGGCUUACAAGUCGCAGCACUACCGUCUACUGACGCUGGUCUCCCAAGCAUAUGCCACGCUCUUUGCUUUCAAAGAGUUCGAUGACAAGUUCUCGGACUUUCAGCGAGAGAAAUCGCAAGGCAACCUUGGUCGACUUCCGUUCAUCCAUGCGCUCAGUACAGGAUUCAAAGCUUGGGCAACAAAUACUGCAGCUGCGGGAGCCGAAGAAGCGCGCAAAAUGUGUGGAGGGCAGGGAUAUGUGGCUCUGUCUGGACUCCCCGAGAUGGUGGCGACUGCCUGUGUCACGGCAACUUUCGAGGGGGAAAACUACGUGAUGUGGCAGCAGUUGAUGCGAUAUCUGUUCAAACAGAUCAACGUAAUGCAAGCCGGAGGGAUAGUUGAUUCGGAUAUGAUAGAGUGCCUGCGCGAGUUCAAGCAAUACCUUCAAAGUGACGCAGAGUGUUCCUAUCUCAAGACGAUCACGGCAAACCAACUCUUAGCGCCGUCUACUCUUCGGUCCAUAUUUCAACAUCACUAUCACAGACUCCUCGCCGGUGCAUAUACUGCGUAUACCCAAAAAGCGCAGGUAUCCUCUGCCGCAGAGGCGUGGAAUUCUUGUCUGAUGCGCCUUCUGCCCGCGGCACAUGCAUAUACAGAAUACUUCGUCCUGCAGUCUAUGCAACGGCGGGUGGAGAUGAUCCGGACAUCUGAGCCCAGCCUAUUUCCCGUCCUGUCCCGACUGUCUGAGUUGUUUGCGUUGACAAACAUCACUAGCUCCGUCUCCUCGUUCCACGUCAUUCCCUUUGCGGAAGACGGGGUAUUAACCUCGAAUCAGUUCGAUGAAAUGCGGAUGCGCAUUGAUGAAAUCCUCUCUGAGCUUCUCCCUGAUCUCAUCGCCCUUACAGAUGCAUGGGAUUUCACUGAUGCCAGUCUGAACAGCGCAUUGGGGUGUCGAGAUGGAAAUGUAUAUGAGCGGUUGAUGAGCUGGACCAGACAGCUGCCCGUCAAUACGCAAGAUUUGGCAAAGCAUGCUUGGGGGAUGCGAGGUGGCAUUCAAGACUUUCUCAAGAGAGAACUACAAAGGCCCAAAGCCAUGCUGUAA
This is a messenger RNA of Aspergillus thermomutatus, 2952 nucleotides long. Its product is annotated as putative integral membrane protein. NCBI's taxonomy places the organism in Eukaryota, Fungi, Ascomycota, Eurotiomycetes, Eurotiales, Aspergillaceae. The record is from RefSeq and is a predicted model, not a curated record. Gene Ontology annotation, molecular function: acyl-CoA oxidase activity; fatty acid binding; FAD binding. Bases 1 to 2952 code for a protein of 983 amino acids. The transcript has 6 exons. Gene Ontology annotation, cellular component: peroxisome. Gene Ontology annotation, biological process: lipid homeostasis; fatty acid beta-oxidation using acyl-CoA oxidase.